AUGUCGAUCCGCGUGCUGAACCCUAACGCCCAGGUGCUCAACAAGUCGGAGGCGCUGCACAUGACCAUCAACGCCGCCAAGGGCCUCCAGGACGUGCUCAAGACCAACCUCGGCCCCAAGGGCACCAUCAAGAUGCUUGUGGGCGGAGCUGGUGACCUGAAGCUGACUAAGGAUGGGAACACCCUCUUGAAGGAAAUGCAAAUUCAGAACCCAACUGCAAUCAUGAUUGCGAGGACGGCUGUGGCACAGGAUGACACAAGUGGUGAUGGCACAACAUCCACUGUGCUUUUUAUUGGGGAGUUAAUGAAGCAGUCUGAGCGGUGCAUAGAUGAAGGUACUCAUCCAAGAUUCUUGGUUGAUGGUUUUGAUGUUGCUAAGAGAGCAUGUCUUGAUUUUCUCGAAAAGUUCAAGACACCAGUCGUUACUGGUGAAGAACCUGACAGAGAUACCUUGAAAAUGAUAGCAAGAACAACUCUUAGGACAAAGUUGUAUGAAGGAUUGGCUGAUCAGUUGACGGACAUUGUUGUGAAUGCAGUUCUGUGCAUCCGCAAACCAGAUGAACCAAUUGAUCUUUUUAUGGUGGAAAUAAUGCACAUGCGCCACAAAUUCGAUGUUGACACCCGCCUGGUUGAAGGUCUGGUCCUGGACCACGGUUCUCGUCACCCUGACAUGAAGCGCAGGGCAGAGAACUGUUACAUCUUGACCUGCAAUGUCUCAUUAGAAUAUGAGAAAAGUGAAAUCAAUGCAGGAUUUUUUUACUCAAACGCAGAACAAAGGGAGAAGAUGGUUGCUGCAGAGAGACGCCAAGUUGAUGAACGUGUCAAACGGAUUAUUGAGUUGAAAAAUAAGGUUUGUGCUGGAGGUGAUAAAAACUUUGUGGUGAUCAAUCAGAAGGGCAUUGACCCUCCAUCACUGGAUCUCCUUGCUAGAGCGGGGAUUAUUGCUCUUCGAAGAGCGAAGAGGAGAAACAUGGAGAGGCUUGUGCUAGCAUGUGGUGGUGAAGCUGUCAAUUCCGUUGAUGACUUGACUGAAGAUUGUCUAGGCUGGGCUGGUCUUGUCUAUGAGCAUGUUCUUGGAGAAGAAAAGUACACAUUUGUGGAGAAUGUGAAAAACCCUCGCUCUUGUACUAUACUGAUUAAAGGACCUAAUGACCAUACCAUCGCACAAAUCAAGGAUGCUGUCCGUGAUGGUCUAAGAUCUGUUAAGAACACAAUUGAGGAUGAAGCAGUUGUGCUGGGUGCUGGUGCUUUUGAGGUUGCGGCAAAGAAGCAUCUUAUUGACAACGUGAAGAAAACCGUCAAAGGACGAGCACAACUUGGGGUGGAGGCGUUUGCGGAAGCUCUUCUUGUUAUACCCAAGACUUUAGCUGAAAACUCUGGUUUAGAUACCCAAGAUGUGAUUGUUUCUCUCCAGAAUGAGCAUGACCGUGGAUUAGUUGUGGGAUUGAACCAUCACUCUGGGGAACCGAUUGAUCCCCAGAUGGAAGGCAUCUUCGAUAAUUACUCUGUGAAGCGCCAGAUCAUCAACUCUGGACCCAUCAUUGCAUCCCAAUUGCUGCUUGUGGAUGAAGUGAUCAGGGCAGGCCGCAACAUGAGGAAACCAACUUAG
Messenger RNA from Miscanthus lutarioriparius, 1608 nucleotides. The record is from the annotation of a GenBank genome assembly. NCBI's taxonomy places the organism in Eukaryota, Viridiplantae, Streptophyta, Magnoliopsida, Poales, Poaceae.